AUGUCGAUCGUAACCCAGCUGGAAGCACCAUUGGCAUACCUCGAAAGUGCCGCUGCUAGACAGCCUCGGCCAAACAUCCGAGACUUCCAGCUCAAUGCUUCUAUCGUAUUGAUCGGAUCUAGGGGCUCGGGGAAGAGGACCCUGGGAUUUAUAGGGGCUACACACUUAGGGAGGAGACUCAUAACCGAGGAUCACUAUUUUCAAGCAGUCACAGGCGUUUCUAGGGCUGUCUUCAUGCAACAACAUGGAAGUCUCGAGUUCUAUCGAAAAAAUGUAGAAGUGCUGAAACGCAUGCUAGACAACCACAGGACCGGUUGCGUUAUCGAAUGUGGAAUGGGAAGUCUCUCGGGGGCUGCUCAAAAGGCGCUUUAUGAGUACUGCAAAACAAAUCCAGUCAUAUAUGUCACCAGAGAGAGUCAGAGAAUAAAGUCGUUGCUCAGACUUGGGGAGGAAGAGGCAGCGCGUCUGGAGAAUGCGGAUUUGGCGCACCGUAAAUGCUCGAACUUCGAGUUCUUCAACCUUCAUGACGAUUCCAGCUCCGAUGGAAGCGAUGCGCCCCCUGAAAACGGACUCGCGAAAAUCUCAUCCAGACUGAAAUACGCCAAGGAAGACUUUUCAAUGUAUUUGGACUUCCUGACGGGUCAAGGUAUUGCCCGCAGCGGCCUGGAAAGUCCUUUCUCGAUUGCAGCCCUCCCAGCCGAGUUCAGGUCUUAUACGUACGCCCUAUCGCUUCGGCUGUCAGUCAUACCCGACCUGAACUUGACGGACCUGGAAGCUGGCGCGGACGCAGUUCAGCUAAAGAUCGACUCCUGGUCACCUGAUCUUCAAAAGCUCAUUGGGAAGCAGGUGUCCACUAUCAGAAGGAGCCUUGGAGUUCCUAUCAUCUUCCAAGUGGAGGACUAUGCUUUUGAGGGUGCGGGUCUCUCGUUUCAAGAGCAGGAGAAUGCAUAUUUCUUGUUGAUGGAGUACGGCUUGCGGCUCGGAGUCGAGUAUAUUGUGGUAGACUUGAAGUACUCUUCUGACCGCUUCUCCGACAUCGUUCGGGCAUCCGGCAGGACGAAAAUCAUCGGAUACCACAUGUAUCGAGAAGAUAACUCCUGGGGCUGGGACGACGAAUCGAAAAUGAUACAGUAUCAGAGGGCCAAGUCUCUGGGCUGCGACAUCGUCCGAUUUGUUCGGACAACAUCAAACGCAAAGGACAACGACACGGUUCGGGACUUUGUCAACAAAAUCGAGUCAAUCUCCGACCAUCUUCCUCUGAUUGCAUACAAUAUUGGAGAAUAUGGUCGACCUUCCUUGGUCGCCAAUCGGAUCUUCACGCCGGUCACCCAUCCAGUCAUGCAAUCGACUGUGAGCAGGAGCCAGAUUCGACAAUUCCUUCCAACGGCAGCAGAAGCUAUGCAAGCCCGCUACCAAUCGCGUAUCAACGACCCCAUGCACUACUACCAUUUUGGAAUCAGCGUCUUUUACAGUCUGUCGCCUGCUAUGCACAGUGCAGCUUAUCAAGAAUGUGGGAUGUCCAACGAUUUCCAGUCACUUCAAGUCACUUCGCUUGAGGAUAUCCAACAGCUGUGUCAAGAUACAAACUUCGGAGGCGCAGCUAUCACCCAACCAUUCAAAGUCGAAAUUUUGUCUCGAGUGGCCGCAAAAAGCUACCACGCAAAAGCAAUAGGAGCCGUGAAUACGCUAUUGCCACUGCGAGUACUGUCCAACCAUACACCUCUCGAUGGAGGUACCCAGGCCCUUUUGCGACAUGCGAAUCAGCGAGGCAAAGCUGGUCCUAUCAUCGCUUACUACGGCGACAAUACCGAUUACAUUGGCAUCAUGAACAGUGUUCGUCGCAAUCUCUCGCCGCGAAACGUGAUCCAGCCUUCGAAAACCGCUGGUCUGGUUAUCGGCGCAGGUGGCAUGGCUCGAGCAGCAGUUUACGCCAUGAUCCAGCUUGGAUGCCGCAAGAUCUUUAUUUACAAUCGGACCCGUGGGCACGCCGAGAGCGUUGCUCGCCAUUUCAAUUCUUGGGCGUCAGGACUCAGCAGUGAUGGUGAAAUGGUACGUGUGCUGAAUUCUCCGCUUGAGGACUGGCCGGCAGAUGUCAGACAACCGACCAUAAUCAUAUCCUGCGUUCCAGCUCGACAAGUUGGGACCAGCGCGCCAGCAAAUUUCGAAAUGCCGAUGCAAUGGCUGAGAAGCCCGACAGGUGGUGUCGUAGUUGAGGAGAGCGCCGAGACGGAGGAUGCAGCUUGA
Messenger RNA from Drepanopeziza brunnea f. sp. 'multigermtubi' MB_m1, 2244 nucleotides. The record is from RefSeq and is a predicted model, not a curated record. NCBI's taxonomy places the organism in Eukaryota, Fungi, Ascomycota, Leotiomycetes, Helotiales, Drepanopezizaceae.